AUGGCUGUGUGUACAGAGUGUAAGACUGAGACCUUGUCAAUCCAACGUUUGGAACUUCAUUUACAAAUGAAUCACCAAAUAUUUAUUUCUCAUGGCUUUCGUUCUUUUAAUUGUUCUGAUGGUGAUUGUGGUAGGGACUUUAUAAAUUGGAAAACAUAUCGUAAUCACUUAAUACGUGACCAUAAAGUUCCUUUGAGUGUUCAUGAUGUUUCUAAUGUCUCUGGAGAGCCCCCCCCAAAAAAGUGUAAACUAAGUACUUCUGAUACUUCCAAUUGUUCUAAUGUUUUCAACAUUCCAUGUUCAAGUGUAAGUUUGUCUGGUGAAUGUAAUAAUGAGGAUCUUUUCCAAGAUACUCCUGCAAAUUCUUAUGAAAGUCCUGAUAUUAAUUCUUUGAAGGAACCAAUUCGAGGUAUGUCAAACCAGUUUUUAAAUGCAUUGUACUCAAACAAGAGCAUUCCCAGAAGUUAUAUUCAAACUAUUGUCUCUGAAGUGUCUGUGUUCCUUGGAAAUAGCCUGAAAUGUGUUAGUGGGGCAGUUCAGACAGAAUUGAAUCUAGCUGGUGUUUCUUCACAAACCUGUUCCAAUGUGGCUUCAUAUUUGAAUGUUCUUGAAAAUCCUUUUCGUGGUCUUGAUUCAGAUUAUCUAAGACUUCAGAAUUUUAAGAAGGACCCAACCUGGGUGGACCCUGAGGACGUACUGAUAGGUGAUGCUGAAGAUCUGAACGCUUCUAAAGUCAUCCCGAUUGGAGUUAAAAUGUCUUAUAUCCCAUUGGCAAAGUCUUUGAAAGGCUUCCUUGAGUCUCCAGGUAUUUUUGCUGCCAUACUUGAUUACAUGAAUUUCUUAAAUUCUCAGCCAGAUGGGGUCGUUUGUAACUUCAUUCAAAGUGAGUUGUGGAAGUCAAAAGUGAAAGGCAAGCCAGGCAUUCAUAUACCUAUCUUUAAAUUUUAUGAUGAUUUUAAUGUCAACAACAGUUUGGGACCCCAUUCUGAUUCUGGCCAAUUAGGUGGGGAUUACUGCAGCAUCCCAGUGUUGCCCCCUAAAUUCCGUUCUCUGGUUGACAAUAUUUUUGUUGUUUUAUUAUUUAAAUCUCAUGAUAGAGAGUUGUACUCAAAUGAUUCUGUUUUCCGGAAAGUAAUUGAUGAAUUGGAGGACUUACAAACAAAUGGUGUAACUGUAUCUGUUAAUGGCAUUUCUCACUUGGUUUAUUUUAGACUUGGUUUAGUUAUAGGUGACAACAAAGGAGUCAAUUCAAUGUUUGAUUUUGUUUCAUGCUUUACAGCAAAUCAUUCCUGUCGUUUGUGUAAGAUACAUAGGGAUGCACUUCACUUUGCUGGCAAGGAGGACAGUUCACUACUAAGAAAUAAGGAAAAUUAUGCUGUUGAUGUUUUAACCAACGAUUCUUCAUUGACAGGUGUUUCAAGAAAUUCUGUUUGGAAUAGUCUGACUGAUUUUCAUGUAACAGAGAAUUUAUCUCUUGAUAUUAUGCAUGAUUUAUUUCAAGGCGUUUGCCAUUAUGAUAUGGGCCAUAUCAUAAGAUAUUUCAUUCGUAAAGGGUACUUCACUCUGGAUGAACUGAACUUUCAUAUUGCUACUCAUGAUUUUGGUUGUCUGAAAGGGGAGAAUAGGCCUACAAGUAUUCGUGAAGAGAACUUGAAAGAGCUCCAUUUUAAAAUGACCGCUAGUGAGAUGCUGUGCUUUGUCCGAAAUUUCUCUGUAAUGAUGGGGCAUCUUGUGCCAAAAAAUGAUCCAGUGUGGUACUUUUAUACUUUACUUCGCCAGAUUCUUGACAUUGUAUUGUGCCCUUAUGUAACUCCGCAUCUUUGUGACCUUCUAGAGAGUGUUGUAGACGAACAUAAUCAUCUGUAUUAUGUCCUAUUUAAGGACACCUUAAAACCUAAACAUCAUAAUUUGGUUCAUAUGCCUCGUAUAAUGCGCAUGGUCGGGCCCCUUGUUCAUAUUUGGUGCAUGCGUUAUGAAGCGAAAAACAGAUCACAUAACGUUGCUGCUCAGGCUACCCGUUCUCGUAAAAAUAUCAUGAAAACUUUGUGUAUUCGAGAGCAAAUAACACAGGUAACCAAAAAUGAUUUGUCCUCUAUUUCAGAUGUUGUGUUUAGUUCAUUUAAGCACUGUGAUGUCCUGGAUAAAGAUUCUAAUUUUGUAAAUUUUAUACCAUGUUUACCUUUUAAGAGUUGUAUGUGUGCUUCGUAUGUUAAGUUUAAAGGUAUUGAGUACAAAGUUGAUUCAUUUAUCAAUAUUGGCUCCAAAGAUGAUGGAUCUCUCCCUCUGUUUGGGAAAAUUUGUUAUAUCAUUGUUGAUUCAAAUGAGGAUUUCAGGUUCCUGGUUCAUUCUUAUGACACUAAACUUUUUUGUGAUCAUUUUCAUGCCUAUGUGAUUUCCCACAAACAAUAUGAUUUCAAAUGUGUUAAACCUGAAGAUUUGGUACAAACUCAGGUGUUUAAUGGCAAUAUGAACCAGGGAAACAUGUAUGUGACUUCAAAAUACAUUGUUUAA
Messenger RNA from Thrips palmi, 2511 nucleotides. RefSeq lists its product as uncharacterized. The record is from RefSeq and is a predicted model, not a curated record. Lineage: Eukaryota; Metazoa; Arthropoda; Insecta; Thysanoptera; Thripidae. Bases 1 to 2511 code for a protein of 836 amino acids. The transcript has a single exon.